Eubalaena glacialis (North Atlantic right whale) is the source of this 1940-nucleotide messenger RNA. RefSeq names its product zinc finger and BTB domain containing 26 (gene ZBTB26). Gene Ontology annotation, cellular component: nucleus. The transcript is spliced from 2 exons. The record is from RefSeq and is a predicted model, not a curated record. Gene Ontology annotation, molecular function: protein binding; RNA polymerase II cis-regulatory region sequence-specific DNA binding; DNA-binding transcription factor activity, RNA polymerase II-specific. NCBI's taxonomy places the organism in Eukaryota, Metazoa, Chordata, Mammalia, Artiodactyla, Balaenidae. Gene Ontology annotation, biological process: regulation of transcription by RNA polymerase II. The coding region runs from base 103 to 1428 and encodes 441 amino acids.
CCGAGGGGCCGGAGCUCCUGGCGGUGCCGGAUCCUGACGGUGGCCUUCCCCUGGGUCUGUAAGUGCGGAGGCGGCCGGAGCGCCGGGUAGGGGUCUGCCAAAAUGUCUGAAAGAUCAGAUCUCCUUCACUUCAAGUUUGAAAAUUAUGGAGAUUCAAUGUUACAAAAAAUGAACAAAUUAAGAGAAGAGAAUAAAUUUUGUGAUGUUACAGUUCUCAUAGAUGAUAUUGAGGUACAGGGGCAUAAAAUUGUGUUUGCUGCAGGUUCCCCCUUCUUAAGAGACCAAUUUUUACUGAACGAUUCCAGAGAGGUGAAAAUCUCCAUAUUACAGAGUUCCGAAGUGGGGAGACAAUUGCUCUUAUCCUGUUACAGUGGUGUGCUGGAAUUCCCUGAGAUGGAACUGGUAAAUUACUUGACGGCUGCGAGCUUUCUUCAGAUGAGCCACAUUGUAGAACGGUGCACACAGGCCUUGUGGAAGUUUAUAAAGCCAAAACAACCAAUGGAUAGUAAAGAGGGAUGUGAACCGCAGAGUGCUUCUCCCCAGUCAAAAGAACAUCAGGGAGAUGCCAGAGGCUCCCCAAAGCAGGACUCACCUUGUAUCCAUCCAUCUGAAGACAGUAUGGAUAUGGAGGACAGUGAUAUUCAGAUUGUUAAGGUAGAAUCUAUUGGGGAUGUAUCAGAGGUUAGAAGUAAAAAAGAUCAGAACCAGUUUAUUUCUUCUGAACCCACUGCUUUACAUUCAUCAGAGCCCCAGCACUCCCUGAUAAAUUCAACUGUGGAAAACAGAGUAAGUGAAAUAGAACAAAACCACCUCCACAAUUAUGCCCUGUCUUACACAGGCAGUGAUAACAUCAUCAUGGCCUCAAAAGAUGUCUUUGGGCCUAAUAUUCGAGGUGUAGACAAAGGCCUACAGUGGCAUCACCAAUGCCCAAAGUGUACCAGGGUGUUUCGUCACCUGGAGAACUACGCCAACCAUUUAAAAAUGCACAAACUCUUUAUGUGUCUACUCUGCGGCAAGACUUUUACUCAGAAAGGCAACCUUCAUCGACACAUGCGUGUGCAUGCCGGCAUUAAACCUUUCCAGUGUAAAAUCUGUGGGAAAACCUUUUCUCAGAAGUGUUCCUUACAGGAUCAUCUUAACCUUCACAGUGGAGAUAAGCCCCAUAAAUGUAACUAUUGUGACAUGGUUUUUGCACAUAAGCCAGUUUUGAGGAAACAUCUUAAACAGCUGCAUGGCAAAAACAGCUUUGAUAAUGCCAAUGAAAGAAAUGUGCAAGACCUCACAGUGGACUUUGAUUCUUUUGCAUGUACAACAGUCACAGACUCUAAAGGGUGUCAGCCACAGCCUGAUGCGACACAGGUCCUGGAUGCAGGUAAACUGGCCCAAGCUGUCCUGAACUUAAGGAAUGAUAGUACUUGUGUGAAUUGAGUAGGGCCUUUAUGCUCCUAACUAGAACUGACUGCAAACAUGGCAAUAGUCUGAGUCUUUUUAGGAGUGAUUUUGCGAAUUUGACUUCUCCAAAGCCUCUGUGCUUUGGAAGUCAUAGGGGUGAGUCAAAGCACUAAUAGACCAGGCAACUUGCCACUUGGAGUGGUCUUGCCUUCCUUUUGCCCUUUCCCAUGUUCUGUUUUGAAUUAUUUAUCCUGUGAUGUCUGUUUUCCUUUCCCAAGGAGUAUUCCACCUGUCUACCUAACAUUGACUUAUGUCUUAGACUGACACUGUUUUAGACUUUUCACUGCGCACAUUCUGAAGGUACCAACAAGUUAAUAAUAUCACUUCCAAUCCACUAAUAGAUGCUAUGCUAAGAGAAGCGAAGAAUAUUUUUCAUUGGCAGAAAAUAAGCUGAGAUAUAAGGAGAUACUGCUGUUGGCCUGAAUAUGUGAUAGAAUUUGUAGUUGCCUUGCCUACUGAUAAUUCAUCUAUGUCUGAUAAAUGAAUGA